Amblyraja radiata (thorny skate) is the source of this 1816-nucleotide messenger RNA. Its product is annotated as acetylcholine receptor subunit gamma-like. Gene Ontology annotation, cellular component: postsynaptic membrane. Gene Ontology annotation, molecular function: acetylcholine-gated monoatomic cation-selective channel activity; transmembrane signaling receptor activity. The transcript is spliced from 13 exons. NCBI's taxonomy places the organism in Eukaryota, Metazoa, Chordata, Chondrichthyes, Rajiformes, Rajidae. The record is from RefSeq and is a predicted model, not a curated record. Bases 105 to 1631 code for a protein of 508 amino acids. Gene Ontology annotation, biological process: monoatomic ion transmembrane transport.
GUCCAGCAGCCGGCUGGUGAAAACCUGGCACACUGACCGGCGACAAGAAAAUCAACCCCUCGCCCGACAAUCCACCCGCACACACUCGCUUAAGACAGCAGCCGAUGGCCAUGGCCUUGUUACUUCUCCUGCUCCUCUGUCUGGUCUCAGAAGCUAGCUCCAAUCUGGAAGGAAAGCUUUUUGAGAGCUUGUUAGCCAACUAUGAUAAACGGAUCCGCCCAGCAGAAAACCUGGGAGACAUCAAUGAUGUGACUCUGAAACUUACACUGACUAAUCUCAUCUCACUGAAUGAAAAGGAGGAAGUACUUACUACGAAUGUCUGGUUUGAAUUACAAUGGGUAGAUUAUCGCCUUUCCUGGAACGAGUCUGAAUACGAAGGGAUAGAUCUGCUCAGGAUUCCAUCUGGGUUGCUGUGGCUCCCUGACAUAGUCCUUGAGAACAAUGUUGACGGCCAGUUUGAGGUCGCUUACUAUGCCAACGUACUGGUCUACAGUAGUGGCAGCAUGUACUGGCUGCCACCCGCUAUAUAUCGAAGCGCCUGUCCUAUUGCUGUGACUUACUUCCCUUUCGACUGGCAGAAUUGUUCACUUGUAUUCAGGUCCCAAACCUACAAUGCACGUGAGGUCAAGUUGGAUCUAUCGGAGGAGAAAGGGCAGUUGGUUGAGUGGAUCCACACCGAUCCUGGAGACUUCACUGAGAAUGGCGAGUGGUCGAUAAAACACAAGCCUGCCAAGAAGAAUAUCAACUGGCAGUUCACGAAGGAUGACAUCGAGUACCAGGAGAUCAUCUUCUUCCUGAUAAUUCAGAGGAAGCCGCUGUUCUACGUCAUCAACAUUAUUGCCCCCUGUAUCCUCAUCUCUUCACUGGUGGUCCUUGUCUACUUCCUGCCUGCACAAGCUGGGGGUCAAAAAUGCACCCUUUCUGUAUCUGUUCUUCUGGCACAAACUAUCUUUCUGUUCUUGAUUGCACAGAAAGUUCCGGAGACAUCAUUAAAUGUCCCGCUCAUUACAAAAUAUUUAAUAUUUGCGAUGAUCGUAUCAACGUUGAUCGUAAUGAAUUGCGUCAUCGUCUUAAAUGUCUCCCUAAGGACCCCCAACACCCACGGCUUGUCGCAGAAGAUCAAACACGUGUUCCUGGAGUUGCUGCCCCAGUACCUGGGAAUGCACUUAGAGUCUUCCGAGGAUUCCUGGGACAAGCCCCAGCCGAGACGCAGAAGUUCCUUCGGGAUCAUGAUCAAAGCGGAGGAAUACAUUGUCAAGAAGCCAAGGAGUGAGCUGAUGUUUGAACAACAGAGAGACAGACACGGUUUAAAGAGAAUAAACAAGAUGAUAGCAGAUAUCGAUAUUGGAACAACAGUUGACCUCUACAAAAAUCUGGCACACUUCUCCCCAGAGAUAAAAUCCUGUGUUGAUGCCUGCAACUUUAUUGCCAAAAGCAGCAAAGAACAGAAUGAUUUUGGCACUGAAAACGAAAACUGGAUUCUGAUUGGAAAAGUCAUUGACAAGGCUUGUUUCUGGAUUGCCCUUCUUCUGUUCACCAUGGGCACAGUGACAAUCUUCCUCACAGGGCACUUCAACCAAGCACCAGACUUCCCCUUCAUUGGAGACUCCAGGAAAUAUGCACCGGAAUAGAGUACUUUACCCAUCUCCCUCCUAAUCACUAUUUAGCUCCAGAAACAUUUUGAUGCAUGAAGUCACGCAACACACAAACCAGCCCUUCCGCCAAUCUCGUCCAUGCCGACCGACUAAAGUGCCCCAUCUAAGCUAGUCCCAUUUGCUUGCGUUUGGUCCAUAUACAUCGAAAGCUUUCCUGUCUA